This is a messenger RNA of Marasmius oreades (fairy-ring Marasmius), 642 nucleotides long. RefSeq lists its product as uncharacterized. Lineage: Eukaryota; Fungi; Basidiomycota; Agaricomycetes; Agaricales; Marasmiaceae. The record is from RefSeq and is a predicted model, not a curated record. The transcript has 3 exons. The coding region runs from base 1 to 642 and encodes 213 amino acids.
AUGCGUUCCUUCACUUUCUUCGCCACCCUCGCCGCUGCCGCUCUCUCUUUGGCUGCUCCCCUCACCAACGGUUACCCUGAUGACUCUGCCGUUGCUGUUCGAGGCGGAGACCGCACUGUCCCUGAUGUCCUUGUUGACUUGGUUGCCAAGGUCAAGGUUGAUCUUGACCCCUUCCAUUAUAUCACGAAGGACAAUUGCACCUACGAUAACGUUGCUCCUGUCGUUGUCAAGGUCAAGGUCGAUAUCCAACUCGCCAUUGACGAGUGCACUUCGAUCAUCACAAACCACGGUGUCUACGGACAAGAUGGUGACACUCCUACCGGUGUUCUUGCCGUUAUCCUUUCGCUUGGAGCAAAGGUUUUGGUCUCUGUUGACAUUGCUGGCCUCCUUGCCAAGCUCCUGAUCGUCAUCUGCGGCGCGCUUCAUCUCGUGAUUAAAGUUGUCGCUGAAGUCGACAAGAAAGUUAUCUUCGGGCUCCUCGUCGAAGUCCUUGUCCUGGUCUGCGCAUUGCUCAAGAUUGUCCUCGGUCUCCUCGCUGGCAUCCUGGCCUGCCUCCUUCCUUUGAUCAUCGAGAUCAAGGUUGUUGUCGACCUCCUCGGCUGCCACGAUAUCUUCGCUGCUAUUGGUAUCUACCUCCUCUAA